Mycena indigotica is the source of this 798-nucleotide messenger RNA. RefSeq lists its product as uncharacterized. Bases 1 to 798 code for a protein of 265 amino acids. The transcript has 3 exons. Lineage: Eukaryota; Fungi; Basidiomycota; Agaricomycetes; Agaricales; Mycenaceae. The record is from RefSeq and is a predicted model, not a curated record.
AUGAAGUUCUCUGCUACUCUUCUCUCCCUCUCCGUCCUCGCAGUCAGCGUUUCUGCUGCUCCCCAGUUGACUCGUCGUGCAACCGUUGCUGAGCUUGCGGCCACUCAGCAAGGGAAGAAGACGGUGUUUACGGCUUGCGCCUCUGAUUCCGAGUGCCAACAAGGCUGCUGUGGCUUUAGCAGUGGUAAAUGUGCGGGUCCAGCUGUUGCCCAAACCAAUGGCUCCGGCGGAUGCGGACAUGGUACCGCUGCACCUAACUGCAACGUCGCAACCCUCCUCGGUUUCCCCGGAACUUGCAUUUCUGGCUUCAAAAAUACCGACACGAACGACCCAACCGUUCAAGCCGCAACUGCCUUUGCUGCUCAACUAGACGGAAUCGCAUUCACCCCAUCUGUUGCUGCUCCCGCUGCUGCGGCUCCUCCUCCACCUCCACCUGCGGGUAACAACGCUGCUGCUCCUGCCUCUGCCGCCGGAAAAUCUGUCGCUGAGCUUGCCGCUACUCAAACAUCGAAGAAGACUGUUUUUGAGACCUGUGCUUCUGACUCUGAGUGCCAACAAGGGUGCUGUGGCUUCACCAGCGGCAAAUGUGCAGGGCCAGCUGUUGCUCAGACCAAUGGGUCAGGUGGAUGUGGUCAUGGCACCGCCGUCGCCAACUGCAAUGUCGCGACUCUCCUUGGUUUCCCCGGAACGUGCAUUGCUGGACACCAGAACACCAACCUUCAGGACCCCACUGUCCAGGCAGCCACUGCCUUCGCUGCCCAACUCGAUGGCAUUGCUUUUACCCCCAGUCGCAAGUGA